CUCACAGACAACGAGACGGCACAGAUGGGCCGCUGAAUGAGGUGGGUUAGACGAGGAAAAUGGCAAUGAAAAAAAGGAAGAGACGCACAUAGGGGGAGGGAAGAUAUUACAAGAGCAUGUGAAUCAGAGGAAAGAGAGAAGCAAGAGGAAACCAGCAUUAACCUGGUUGUGAAUCAUCCAGAGAAUAACCCAAUCUUUCGACUGCUGCAGUGACAUUCACAACAUGGAGUGAGAGGACAGUGAAAGGACCCUCGCUAACUGUCAGCUGCUGACUUUCUUCUGCCUUCGGCCAGAGGAAGCAUCGGCAGCAGCACGAUUAGAGUCAAGCCACUGGGGACAAUGCGCCAAAGACAGAGAGACUGCAACACUGGAGCUCUGACACAUGUGCGGCUGAUGCACACAGACGCACGUUUUCUUUCAUGCAUGUGGUAGAUUACUGCAAGUUCCUGGAAGAGGACUACUACUGGACAUCAACAAAAUACCACGUGUAUAUGGAAAUAGGAUACCAACACAGGGACCAAGUCCAUUCACCACGUAAACUUCCUUUUGUCUCUGGGAUCAAGACUUGAUCAAAUGCUGCUGACAAGUGGACCUCAAUGCCUCCUGACUGAGUAAACUCCUGCUAACGGAACUAUGCAGUGGAGACGACGCCACUGCUGUGCACACACAGCUAAACUUUUGUAUCUCCUUUCACUGUUGGGCGUACUGGUCUUUCUGGCCCACCAGGUGUGGCUGCCUAGGCUUACGGGUAUGCCAUGGUGGAGAGGCCAUCCAGUUGUGUACGGAAGUGGGGGACUUCAAAACACAAAAACCAGACUGAAUAUGAGCUCCAAACAUUCAAUUUGGAGGUUUGACAUCGUUCCUCAGCAGACUUUGAAGGCUGACGCCAACAUCAGCCUCCAUGAGAAGGAAGGCGUCUUUUCUUCUCGAGGCCCAAGUUCUGAGAACACCCUGGCAGCUAACACAAGCCAAAGUGGAGAGGGAGAUCUUAGAGGACUGAUAACUCAAGGGCCUUUCUCUUAUGUUAUCAAUGAGCAAGACAAAUGUGUGGAAAACAGACCUGCCCCAUUUCUGGUGUUACUAAUAGCCACUGAGGCUCGGAAGGUGGAGGCAAGGAACGCUAUACGUCAGACGUGGGGGAAUGAGAGUGUCGGUCUGGAUCUGGGAAUCAUCCGUCUGUUCAUGCUGGGGAAAAAUGAGGGAGAGCUAGGACUUUUACAACAAAGGAUAAUAGAAGCAGAGAGCAAAAGGCAUCAUGACAUUAUUCAGCAGGACUUUGAGGAUUCCUACAAAAACCUGACAAUUAAGACAUUGAUGGGAAUGAACUGGGUGGCAAUGCACUGCCAACAGGCCAGCUAUGUCAUGAAGACGGACAGUGACAUGUUCGUCAACACAGAGUACCUCAUUUAUAAGCUUCUCAGGCCAGAGCUAUUUCCCAGGAAGAGUUACUUCACAGGAAAUAACAUGAGAGGCUUUGCACCUAACCGAAAUAAAAACAGCAAAUGGUACAUGCCGCCAGAACUGUACCCAAGCGAGAAGUACCCCACCUUCUGCUCUGGGACUGGUUAUGUCUUCUCUGGAGACGUGGCGAUGAAGAUCUACCAAGCAUCGCUCAGUAUCCCUCACCUGCAUCUGGAGGAUGUGUAUGUGGGAAUAUGCCUAGCCAAGCUCCGGAUCGAGCCCACACCACCGCCCAAUGAGUUCCUAUUCAACCACUGGCGGGUGUCUUACUCCAGCUGCAAGUACAGCCAUCUGAUAACAUCACAUGGGUUUCAUCCAAAUGAACUACUCAAAUACUGGCAUCACCUGCAGACCAACAAACACAAUGCCUGCAUCAACGAGUUUAAAGAAAGAGGGGGCAGGAUGCAUGCAGUCCAAAGGAAUGAACAAAACAAGCUCAAUAACUGACACUUUUUCACUCACACGCUCUUGUUAAGCCUGUUCACAAUGGACAAAAAAAAAUAAAUAAAACACAUAAAAAUCUGGGUUUUGUCUUUAGUGGCGAAGGUACAAUCGGCAUAUUACUCUGCCAUAGUCACUGGUAACUGUCUACUCCAGCUCUGAUUGGCAGUCAGGGGUGAACAUAGACAUUUUUGCCCCUUUCUGGUGUUAUCACAUUCGUCAUGGCCAUAUCCUUGGUAACUCCUGUACCCUCUCAGACACAAAUUCCACCGCAGUUCAAAACAGAGAGGCAAACUUGUCUCCUGGCAAUGAGAACGGAGUAAAUUAUCUUUGUAGUGGGUUUGGUAAAGUUUAAGAAACCUGCAUAACCAUGUUAAUUUUGAUAUAAAAAAGGGGACUGGAUUGAAAUAACUCUCAUACGAAAGAUUUGUCCACACUUUUCAUAUGGGAGCUCUGCAUAAAUGUGUAAAAACUGAUGUGUGUGUGUGCUACAUUAUUGUCGGCAAGUAUGUACAAAGGAAGAACACAGUUUCUAUGUCUCGAAUCAAACCACAUCACCACUGUGAUACUACAUGAUUUAUAUGUGCAGAUACAAGUUCAGUGCCAAUAAACGUUUAAAACUUG
Molecule: messenger RNA, 2526 nt
Organism: Platichthys flesus (European flounder)
Lineage: Eukaryota; Metazoa; Chordata; Actinopteri; Pleuronectiformes; Pleuronectidae
Product: beta-1,3-galactosyltransferase 2
Exons: 2
Coding region: 634-1908 (424 amino acids)
Cellular component (GO): membrane
Molecular function (GO): N-acetyl-beta-D-glucosaminide beta-(1,3)-galactosyltransferase activity
Source: RefSeq, a predicted model, not a curated record